UCCUCAGGAAUCAUGCACAGAGUCCUCAGGAAUCAUGCACAGAUCUCUCGCACUGUCAGAGGAUCAACAUCAUACAGGUGUCGACACGUCAGCGCUUCCUCACCGCAACGCUGAUCUCCCAUGUUA
This is a messenger RNA of Penicillium arizonense, 126 nucleotides long. RefSeq lists its product as uncharacterized. The transcript has a single exon. The record is from RefSeq and is a predicted model, not a curated record. The coding region runs from base 13 to 114 and encodes 33 amino acids. NCBI's taxonomy places the organism in Eukaryota, Fungi, Ascomycota, Eurotiomycetes, Eurotiales, Aspergillaceae.